Molecule: messenger RNA, 1076 nt
Organism: Desarmillaria tabescens
Lineage: Eukaryota; Fungi; Basidiomycota; Agaricomycetes; Agaricales; Physalacriaceae
Product: copper transporter
Exons: 6
Coding region: 287-1012 (241 amino acids)
Source: RefSeq, a predicted model, not a curated record
AUGAAUAGAUUAUUUGCAUAGAGUAUCACCGUACUUGUUGCUGUGUCGUCUAUAUACGUAUGAUUUAUCAUUCACGGAUCAGUGCCCGCUCUGGAUCGUCAUAGGGACACCCUGAGCGACCGCUGAUCUCCCUUGAAGAACGGUCUCCACUAGGUUUCCAAGUGAGGACUUACGGCGCGCAGCACAACCAUCUUACCUCAAGUUUUUUGGCCCUUUCUUCGGGCCAUCCUGUUUUCGUCGUACCUCUUCCUCUCCUUCUUGCUAAAACAUUUUGACUACCUCCAACAUGGAUUCCGACUGGCAGGACUACUUGCAUUGGUCGCUCAAGGGAUCCCAUGUCCUGUUCUCUGGAAUUUAUCUUGACUCGCUCGUGAAAUUUCUCGUGGGUUCGGUUUUGACUGUUGUUGUGUGCUUGACAGAGAGGUUGGUCACCUUUGCUUUAAAUGACGGAUGGUGUCCCGCCUGGGCUGGGAGUAUACGAUGGAGGCAUGCAUUUUGGAAAGCGUUGUUAUACGGCAUUGCGACACUUCUUCGCCUAGCGUACAUGUUGAUUGCCAUGUCGUUUCAUGUUGGACUGAUAUUGGUGACAGUCGGCACACUGUCCAUUGCACAAUUCUUCAUCGAGUACCAAAAUACCCCUAAGCAUCUAUCGCACGAAAAAGAUUCAUACUCGCUGGUGGAAGAGCCUCUGCUGUACAACAAUGCCCACGUUUCCCCCACGCCCACUCAUUCGCGUCCCCGUUCAAAAUCCAAGCCCGACCAUAUCUUUAUUCAUCCAAACCAAUCUAAUCUCGCGCGGGCAGAUGCCGCUGCUUUUGAACUGGGUUUGGGCGGCAACACAGACAGGAUGCGGGGAAACAUGUAUACCCAGGAGGCCGCCGCUUGGGAGAUAGGUAAAGGAAGGGAAGGUGCUAGAGCACUGAUGGGACAGCCUCGAACUCGAGGAGAGCCACAACGCCAGUCUUCCUUCCAUGUUGGCUCACCGUCAGACUCAGAAUCUGACAGUUCCUGACCAUCUUUUCCCUUAGCUAUUCUCGCUUUUUGUUCGUCGUGUCAAUUUCAUGUAUUCAAUGGUC